This is a messenger RNA of Trypanosoma conorhini, 339 nucleotides long. RefSeq lists its product as uncharacterized. The transcript has a single exon. Lineage: Eukaryota; Euglenozoa; Kinetoplastea; Trypanosomatida; Trypanosomatidae. The coding region runs from base 1 to 339 and encodes 112 amino acids. The record is from RefSeq and is a predicted model, not a curated record.
AUGUCCCGGACGAAUACCAGGGGCAACGCCCUUCAACAGCAGGCGAAGACAGAGCGGGUUGUUCGACUAGAGGUGCAGCGCCGGCACGCAAAGGGCUCACUCCGCGUUCUUGACUCCAUGAUUCGCGAGGUGGAUGACCAGCUGCUUUACGUCGCUCAGUUUAAGAAGGAGUGGCUGCAGCACCGCAGGGAACUGGAGGCGGCAAGGCAGGAGAUUUUGACCGAAGAGACUGCAAAGAGGCAGCAGCUUGAGAGGAGUUGCUUGCAUCUGCUACAGCAGCUUGCGCGUGGGAAGUUUACGGGUUCGAAGACGGAACCUCGGAAGCCGAACGGGGAGUGA